GCUGACACUUUGCCGAAAAAACGCAUAUACCAUCGACAUAAUUUCAUUACGCUGCUGUCUAUUAUCGAAGCCGGUCAAGUGUCCAACACGUUUAUAUCUUGUGCGUUUUGUUAAAAUUGUGAAAUCGUUGAAAAAAUGGGAGAUUCACUUGUUCGUGCAGUUGAGAAUGAUGAAUCAUUCAAUUUGUUAUACACAUCAUUGAAUGUUGACAAAACAUCACAAACGGAUGAAAUUAUCCAAGUUGAAUCAUUGAUAGGAACAUUGACGAGCGUUCGCGAAAAAUACGAUCAGGUUUGCAUCACAAUGGCCAUCGAAAUGGACACGAUGGAAGACCAACAUCACCAUGAAAUGACUGAAUUGAAGGUCAACAGUGACAAACAGUUGCAAAAUUUGAAUGAUACCAUUUAUCAUUACGUCGAAGAGAUAAAUGCGAAGAAUGCCAAUAUAAUGGAGACGACAUCACUAAACAACGGUUUUAAGUCGCUCGUGGAGUCGAUUCGUCGACAGAUUGAUGAAUUCUUCGAUAAAUUAAAUCGGAAUUCGGUGCAAAAACUUGUUAUCGGGGAUGUGGUUUCGGUGGAUAGUGAUUCAGAAACUGGGGGAGGAAAUUACGAUGCGAUUGAAGCGGAACAGCCACAGGAAAAUGGUUCAAUGGAAAAGGUUCAACCAAAUGAUGACUUGGAAGUACAGAUUGGUCACGAACAAGCAGAAAAUGAACCAAAUACAUCGAACAACAUUAACGAUGAAAGCGUUGAUCCAAAUGAGGAAAUGAAAGAAAAUGUUCCGCCGCAGAGCACACCCAUCGCCAAGGUUGAACCAUCGGUGGCCAAUGUGACUGAUACUGGUGAUGGCGUCGAUAUUGUCGUCGCUACUGUUGUCUCCACCGCUGUUUCAGAAAAUGUUGUUCCAGAAAACAAGCCAUCAACGGCCUCAACCAUCACAGUUGCAUCAAACACAUCGCAAUCAAAGCUGUCAAAGGUUGACAAGAAAAAGAAUCGUCAAAAGAAGAUUGUCAAACUGGUGAAAAAACUAUUCGUUUGCCCCUUAUGUGACGAUGUGUUCACCAAGGAGCCAAAAUUUUGGGUACAUUUCAAAAGUCAUAAACCGGGACGGUUUGUGAAGCGAAAGCACCAAGCCAUUGAGACCGAUGAUGACGAUAACAACACCAACGAUGACGAUGACGAUGACGAUGAGACCGACGAUGGCCAUUUCGAACCGCAACGUCCAAUGGUCAAGCGUAAGAAGAUCGCAUCCAUGUAAGAGAACAAUCUGAAUUUGAAAGUUCCAACAGGCCAUAGCCAAAACAUUUAAUUAUGUCAUUUUUUUCAACACUUUUCUAUAACCGUUCAAUUUAAUUAUUUUUUUUUUUUAAGAAAAAAAAAACACGAAAAUUAGUGAUCGUCUUUUGUACUGCGUUACAAAAUAAUCGAUAUCACAUUCGAAUUUAAAAGUUACUCUCUCUCGCUCUCUCUAGAGAUGAAAAAAAGUCCGAUAGUUUUUCCGGAAAAAUUAUUCCGAUCUGACGAUUCGAUCAGUGGCGUAGCGUACAAAUAUUUACCAAUUUUGUUUUUGUUCUCUGCAAAUUAGAAAUAAAUAUAAACCAUGAUUCACAUUAUUAUAAACACGCAUGAAAGUUAUAUCAAAUAGAAUCGACUUCUGGAUAGAAUUUUCUUUGUAAUAAAAAAUUACGAUCUUUUUUUCCUUUGUCGAAACACCUCCCCCCGCGAAAUAAAGUUCACGCUACGCCACUGGAUUCGAUUAAUUAAUUCGAUAUUUAAUACAUUUGAAAUGUAAGUUCGUUAAGAAAUGAAUAUAAUCCAAAAUACAAAUAGUUGAAAUAAAAUGUAAACAGUGUACCAAAA
This is a messenger RNA of Contarinia nasturtii (swede midge), 1862 nucleotides long. RefSeq lists its product as uncharacterized. Bases 136 to 1260 code for a protein of 374 amino acids. The transcript has 3 exons. The record is from RefSeq and is a predicted model, not a curated record. NCBI's taxonomy places the organism in Eukaryota, Metazoa, Arthropoda, Insecta, Diptera, Cecidomyiidae.